This is a messenger RNA of Chelonoidis abingdonii (Abingdon island giant tortoise), 1896 nucleotides long. It is a transcript of the gene NAA40, whose product is annotated as N-alpha-acetyltransferase 40, NatD catalytic subunit. Gene Ontology annotation, cellular component: nucleus. Gene Ontology annotation, molecular function: histone H2A acetyltransferase activity; histone H4 acetyltransferase activity; protein N-terminal-serine acetyltransferase activity. NCBI's taxonomy places the organism in Eukaryota, Metazoa, Chordata, Testudines, Testudinidae. The record is from RefSeq and is a predicted model, not a curated record.
AGUCCCUUGGCUCCGCGCCUGCGCAGAGCAUGCCUCACUGCCCCCUUGCCCCUUCCUUCUCCGUCCGCGGGCUCAACGCAGGCGCAGUGUGUGCCUACCGACCGUUUUCUGUUCCCCCGUUCGCCCCCUCCCCCUGUGGGUCCCCCCUCCCGCGGAUUUGUGAGGAGUCUGUGGGGUCCCGUUUGUCGCCGCCAUGGGGAGAAAGUCUAGUAAAGCCAAGGAGAAGAAACAGAAGCGGCUGGAGGAACGGGCUGCCAUGGAUGCUGUUUGUGCUAAGGUAGAAGCAGCCAAUAAACUUGGAGACCCCUUAGAAGCCUUCCCAGUGUUCAAGAAAUACGACAGGAAUGGUUUAAACGUCUCCAUCGAGUGUAAGCGGGUGUCGGGCAUGAACCAGGCUACAGUCGACUGGGCUUUCGAACUAACCAAAACAAAUAUGCAAACUCUGUACGAGCAGAGCGAGUGGGGCUGGAAAGACCGGGAGAAGCGGGAGGAGAUGACAGAUGACAGAGCUUGGUACCUGAUCGCUUGGGAAGAUAGCUCUGUCCCUGUGGCAUUCUCGCACUUCCGGUUUGACGUGGAGUGCGGGGACGAAGUCCUGUACUGCUAUGAAGUGCAGUUGGAAAGCAAAGUCAGAAGGAAAGGUCUUGGCAAGUUCCUCAUACAGAUUCUGCAGCUCAUGGCUAACAGCACACAGAUGAAGAAAGUCAUGCUAACAGUAUUUAAACACAAUCAUGGAGCCUAUCAGUUCUUCAGAGAAGCAUUACAGUUUGAAAUUGAUGACACCUCGCCCAGCAUGUCUGGCUGCUGCGGGGAUGACUGCUCCUACGAGAUCCUCAGCCGAAGAACUAAAUUUGGUGAGAGCCAGCACUCUCAUUCGGGCAGCCACUGCGGAGGCUGCUGCCACUGAGUCUGAACCGCCUCUUUGUGUAGCCCUCCUUGCAAAAGCACCCCUUCAUCUUCCUUCCCUGCCAUCCCCAUCCUCACAUACUCCUUAAGAUAGGUCACCGCCUGCCUCUUAAGUCAAGAGACUUAGACCACGUUCUGGAGUGCGUAUGAAAUUGCUCUCUUCUGUGCAGGAGACACUAGAAGUCAAAGUCCUGUCCAGCUCUUGGACCUAGUGCUCUGACCUCAAACAGGAAGCACCAAAGGUGUGAGUCUGAGGACACUAAGUGAAAGCAACUUCAAAACAUAGGUUAAGGAAGCAGUGAUAGCACAGGGCAUGCAAUGAGGACAGUGAGCCAGUAGCCACUCUCUCCCCUGACACCCCUCCCACCGACCUGGGUGAUGUAAGAGGUUUGGAGCAAGAGCGAUGACACAGCUUUAUUGCCCACAUCUCACUCCCUGCAAACACCAUCUAGGGAUUAGCAUUGUUCUUUCCUAAGGUGCUCUAUGGAGCUUUAGAACCUGUUACAAUGCAAAUACAAGAUUCUGAGCCAAAUAACAGAGGCACAUCUUAGAACCUUUGAGAAUUUCUUUAUGCUUCGUGGGUCUCAAGUUCAAGGUUCCAUGUAUCACCUGUAACACCUUUAUAGUGAUGGCUUCUGCAGAGAAAAUGCAGAGGGCUAUGCUCAAGUUUUGAUGGGAAAUUCCCAGCUCUUCCUGGCUUUAAAAUGUAAAUUAUAACCUGUAACUUUGGGGAUCUUAAAACUGGAUGAAAAAAAACAUCCCUAACAACUUUGUGAGCAAAACUCCUUUCACUUUCUUAGCUAGGGCAAGGAGAGGCUAUUUAGUGUUUUUGCUUCCCUGCAGUUGGUACCAAGUACUAAAAAGACAUAGAAGUGGAUUGUAAGAUCAGCAUAUUGGGAACUUUUCUGCUGAAAUGCAUGUGGCCUGGCAGUUACAUGUGGCAGUCAGGGAUUGAGUGCAGACAUGCAGUGGUUCUCAGUCUGAGGUUGG